Colletotrichum tamarilloi is the source of this 906-nucleotide messenger RNA. Its product is annotated as pyrimidine 5'-nucleotidase. The record is from RefSeq and is a predicted model, not a curated record. Lineage: Eukaryota; Fungi; Ascomycota; Sordariomycetes; Glomerellales; Glomerellaceae. Gene Ontology annotation, biological process: nucleotide catabolic process; pyrimidine nucleobase metabolic process. Gene Ontology annotation, molecular function: nucleotidase activity. The transcript has 4 exons. The coding region runs from base 1 to 906 and encodes 301 amino acids.
AUGCCGAUCAGACUCCCACCAAACAUACCUCGAAGCUUCUCUUCUUCAGCCCGACUUCGGUCCUUUCCUUCACCAAAGACCCGGCCUUACACAACAAGGCGCGGCAUUGAGCAUUGCAAGCCCCUUUUGUUUUCACCCUCCAUUCCCAGACAUACAAUAGACGGCGCCUGCUAUACGACAUCAGCCAUGAAUGCCAGCAAAACCCACACAAAUGGAGUGUCAACUUCAAAGCCUGUGCUGUUCUUUGACAUUGAUAACUGCCUCUACCCGAGGAGUUCAAAAGUCCAGGACCACAUGGCACAGCUAAUUGACGAGUACUUCGUAAAGCACCUUUCCCUCCAGUGGGACGAUGCCGUGAAAUUGCACAAGGAGUAUUACACCAACUACGGCCUUGCGAUUGAAGGCCUGGUUCGCCACCAUGAGAUCGACCCUCUAGAAUACAACGCCCAGGUCGACGACGCCCUACCUCUUGAGGAUAUCCUCAGUCCGAACCCUGAGCUGCGCGAACUGCUCGAAGAUGUCGAUAAGAGCAAGUGUACCAUGUGGCUCCUCACCAACGCCUACGUAAACCACGCUAAGCGCGUGACCAAGCUGCUGGGUAUUGACGAUCUCUUUGAUGGCCUCACUUUCUGCGACUAUGGACAGGCACCGCUUGUCUGCAAGCCUGCCAAGGAGAUGUACUUGAGGGCUAUGCGUGAGGCGGGCGUCGAGAAGAUGGAGGAUUGCUACUUUGUUGACGACUCUUACCUGAACUGCCAAAAGGCCCAGGGCUAUGGGUGGAACGUAGCCCAUCUCGUCGAGGAGGAUCUCCCUGUGCCGAAGACGCCUGCAUCCGCUCAUCAGAUCCGUCACCUCAGGGAGCUGCGAGACACCUUUCCUCAAUUCUUCAAGUCCAAGAACGCUUAG